Messenger RNA from Charadrius vociferus (killdeer), 1398 nucleotides. RefSeq names its product trans-golgi network protein 2 (gene TGOLN2). The record is from RefSeq and is a predicted model, not a curated record. Lineage: Eukaryota; Metazoa; Chordata; Aves; Charadriiformes; Charadriidae. Gene Ontology annotation, cellular component: endosome; trans-Golgi network; trans-Golgi network transport vesicle. The coding region runs from base 1 to 1398 and encodes 465 amino acids. The transcript has 3 exons.
AUGACAGAGAAGGGCCAGAAAGGUGAAACUGGUCAUGGCAGCAACGGUGAGAACCAGACCGGUGGCCAGGGUGGCAGUGACCAAGACAACAGUGGGACUGGCAAUGUCCAUGGCAGCAGCACUGAUAGCCAAGGUGGCAGCAGCCCCAGUGCCCAGGGCGGCGGGAACACCGGUACCCAGGUCAGCGGAAAUCCCAGUACCCAGGUCAGCAACGGCCCCAGUAGCCAGAGCAGCGGGAGCUCAGGUAGCCAGGUCAGUGGGAAGCCUGGUAACCAGGGCAAUGGUGACCAGAGCCAGAGCAACAACCGGGAUAGCAGCAACAAGAACGGUGACAACCAGGACAGCAGCAACAGGGUCCAGGAUCAUAACAGAGACCAGGGCAACAACCAGGGCAACACCACCAACAACAAGGACCAGGAUACCAACCAGAACACCGAGAACAAUGACCAGGGCUCCGACCAGAACACCAGGAACAAUGACCAGGGCACCGACAAGAACAGGGGGAACAAUGACCAGAGCACCAACCAGAACACCAGGAACAAUGACCAGGGCACCAACCAGAACACUGGGAGCAAUGACCAGGGCACUGACAAGAACAGCGGGAACAGUGACCAGGGCACCAACCAGAACAGCGGGAACAGUGACCAGGGCACCAACCAGAACACCGGGAACAAUGACCAGGGCACCAACCAGAACACCGGGAACAAUGACCAGGGCACCAACCAGAACACCGGGAACAGUGACCAGAGCACCAACCAGAACACUGGGAGCAAUGACCAGGGCACCAACCAGAACACCGGGAACAAUGACCAGGACACCAACCAGAACACCGGGAACAAUGACCAGGGCACCAACCAGAACACCGGGAACAAUGACCAGGGCACCAACCAGAACACCGGGAACAGUGACCAGAGCACCAACCAGAACACUGGGAGCAAUGACCAGGGCAGCAGCAACGCAGGCCAGAAUGGCAAAGGCGAGAACCAGGCCAACAACCAGGGUAAUCAAAUGGACUCAUCAAGAGAUAAAAAUGCAUCACCACAAUCAGCUUCCUCUGCUGCUGAGGGCGACAGCUUUUUAGAAGACGAAGAAAGCCCUGUAGAGGAAGAGGAUGAGGUUAAAGAAGGCAGCGAUAUCUCUUCCUUUAAUAAUAUGAGAGAGAAGAGUGUUCCUUCUCUCCCCAGGGACCAGUCGGAGAGCAGCCACUUCUUUGCCUAUCUGGUCACCACGGCUAUUAUCGUUGCUGCCUUAUACGUUGCGUAUCACAACAAACGCAAGAUCAUUGCUUUUGCUCUGGAAGGAAAAAGAUCGAAAAGUGGUCGACGACCCAAAUCUGGCGAUUAUCAGAGACUGGAUCAAAAGGGAGGCUCUGAGGAGGACGCAGAUCCCAGCAGCUGA